AUGACCAGGAGUCAUCCCGUCGACGAUCUCACGAACGCCAAGAGAAUGAUAACGCUGUGCAUCUUGAUCGUCCAGACGCUCUUCGUGCUCUGGUGCUUUUACUACUUUCUGGGCCUCAUACUGAUCGCCACGUGGAAGCUCUUAUUGACUGCCACCUUCGUGGCAGUUAUCGCUGUGGGCAAUGCCCAGAGAAGCGUAAGAGCCUACGACUUCGACAACACAUUGGAGGACCAUGAGGGUUAUAACUACGAAAAACCACAAAAACCCUUCCCAGAAAGACAGAAACCAAACAGAGGUACAAGACCACCUCAGGUACAAACUUCUUCGUUCAAACCGUACUCCGAACCACAGCCGUUGUCGGAGGAUUCUUAUGAAUACACCGUACCAGCGUUUGAGUUCACGAAAAAACCACGCAAGCCUGUAACUACACCAGCUCCAAGCAAAAACAAUGCAAUUGAAGAGACUGGAUACAACUACCCACAACCAGGAAAUCAAUAUCCAUCGGUUGAAAAAGAUGCUUACUAUUACGAAAAACCAAGUGUCAAGUUCCCAGCCGUAGUAAGCACUACGACUACUCAGAAGCCAUACGUUUAUGUGCCACCGUCGACUACUCAGGCACCCAAAGUUGUUCCAAAGGAAAAAGAUGCUUACUACUACGAGAAACCGGAAGUGAAAUUCCCAGUUGUAGUCAGCUCUACCACUACCCAAAAGCCAUACGUUUAUGUGCCACCAUCAACUACCCAAGCACCUAAAGUGGUACCGAAAGAAAAGGACGCUUACUACUACGAGAAACCGGAAGUGAAAUUCCCAGUUGUAGUCAGCUCUACCACUACCCAAAAGCCAUACGUUUAUGUACCACCAUCAACUACCCAAGCACCUAAAGUGGUACCGAAAGAAAAGGACGGUUACUACUACGAAAAACCAGAAGUAAAAUUCCCACCAGUCUUCAGUACUACCACUACCAAAAAGCCAUACGUCUAUGUGCCACCAUCAACUACCCAAGCACCUAAGGUCGUUCCAAAGGAAAAGGAUGCUUACUACUACGAAAAACCGGAAGUGAAAUUCCCAACAGUCAGUACUACCACGACAUUCAAGCCAAUCUACGUAGCACCAGUAACUACGCGAGCACCAGCUAAAGUUGUGACAGAAAAGGAAGGUUACUAUUACGAAAAACCAAAAGUAGAAUUCCCAGUAGUAGUCAGUACUACAACUACUCAAAAGCCAGUCUACAUUCCACCAUCAACUACACAAAAGCAGUACGUGCCACCAUCAACCACCCGUGCACCUGCUAAAGUUGUGACAGAAAAGGAAGGUUACUAUUAUGAAAAACCAAAAGUUGAGUUCCCACCUGUCGUCAAGACUACAACUACUGAAAAGCCAUACGUGCCACCAGUCACCACACGUAAGCCUAUCUACAUUCCACCAGUAUCCCCUACCACUCAAGCUCCUAGAUACGUACCACCACAGACAACUGGUUAUACUUAUCCAACACCCCAGGAAAGAAUCACUUUCCCACCAGUGACUACCCGUCAACCUACCACUCAAGCUCCAAGGUAUGUUCCUCCUCAAACAACCAGAGCUCCACCAAAGUAUGUACCACCACAAACUACUCAAGCUCCUAAAUACGUGCCACCACAGACAACUGGUUACACUUAUCCAACACCUAAGGAAAUAUUCACUUUCCCACCCGUAACUACCCGUCAACCUACUACUCAAGCUCCAAGGUAUGUUCCUCCUCAAACAACCAGAGCUCCACCAAAAUAUGUACCACCACAAACUACUCAAGCUCCUAAAUACGUGCCACCACAGACAACUGGUUACACUUAUCCAACACCUCAGGAAAGAAUCACUUUCCCACCAGUGACUACCCGUCAACCUACCACUCAAGCUCCAAGGUAUGUUCCUCCUCAAACAACCAGAGCUCCACCAAAGUAUGUACCACCACAAACUACUGAAGCUCCUAAAUACGUUCCACCACAGACAACUGGUUACAAUUAUCCAACACCAAAGGAAAUAUUCACUUUCCCACCCGUAACUACCCGCCAACCUACCACUCAAGCUCCAAGGUAUGUUCCUCCACAAACAACCAGAGCUCCAGCUACAUACGUUCCACCACAAACUACCCGAGCUCCACCAAAGUAUGUUCCACCACAAACUACUCAAGCUCCUAAAUAUGUUCCACCACAAACCACUCAAACUCCAAAAUAUGUGCCACCACAAACAACUGGUUACACUUACCCAACACCCCAGGAAAGAAUCACUUUCCCACCAGUAACUACCCGUCAACCUACCACCCAAGCUCCAAGGUAUGUUCCUCCACAAACUACCAGAGCUCCACCUAAAUACGUUCCACCACAAACUACUCAAGCUCCUAAAUAUGUGCCACCACAGACAACUGGUUACACAUACCCAACACCUAAGGAAAUAUUCACUUUCCCUCCAGUAACUACCCCAACCAGAGCUCCAGCUACAUACGUUCCACCACAAACCACCCGAGCUCCACCAAAGUAUGUUCCACCACAAACUACUCAAGCUCCUAAAUACGUUCCACCCCAAACUACCCAAGCUCCUAAAUAUGUGCCACCACAGACAACUGGUUACACUUAUCCAACUCCUCAGGAAAGACUUACUUUCCCACCAGUCACUACCCCAAAACCAACCACUCAAGCUCCAAGGUAUGUUCCACCACAAACAACCAGAGCUCCAGCUACAUACGUUCCACCAACCACUCAAGCUCCAAGGUAUGUUCCACCACAAACAACCAGAGCUCCAGCUACAUACGUUCCACCAACAACUCAAGCUCCAAGGUACGUUCCACCGCAAACAACCAGAGCUCCAGCCACUUAUAUUCCACCAGCAGUAACAACUCAAGCACCCAGAUACGUUCCACCACAAACAACUAGAGCUCCAGCUACUUAUGUUCCACCACAAACUACCAGAUACGUUUACACAACAACCACCCAAAAACCUUACACUUAUCCCAAGAUUGAACUGCCAACCACAACUAAAAGGCCAUCAUACACAUACUUGCCACCGGGUCCAGUAACAACACGUGCUCCUUACGUGCCACCAGUAACCACACGUGCACCUUACGUGCCACCAGUAACCACACGUGCACCUUACGUGCCACCAGUAACUACACGUGCACCUUACGUGCCACCAGUAACUACACGUGCUCCUUACGUACCACCAGUAACCACACGCGCACCCUACGUGCCACCAGUAACCACUCGCGCUCCUUAUGUGCCACCAGUUGUCACUCAAAAACAAACUUACUUGCCACCAAAGACCACCGUCACAACACCCCGUCCAACUUCCUACCUGCCACCCAGAACUCCAGCUACCAAUGCUCCAGUUCGUCCACCCGCGUACUUGCCACCAUCCACCGCAAGGCCCGUUUACCCCACGGUAACGGCCCCACCACUACCACCAGUUGUCUACACAUCCACUCCACGCGUCGAGGUAACUUACAAGCCAGUUACCGGCAAACCAGCGCCACUCAUCCCCCUCCCACCUAGCACACAGAAACCCACCACGGGCUACAACUAUCCAAUUCCAGAACUUGCAUUCGACUUCUAA
Molecule: messenger RNA, 3579 nt
Organism: Trichogramma pretiosum
Lineage: Eukaryota; Metazoa; Arthropoda; Insecta; Hymenoptera; Trichogrammatidae
Product: proline-rich extensin-like protein EPR1
Exons: 4
Coding region: 1-3579 (1192 amino acids)
Source: RefSeq, a predicted model, not a curated record